AGCCUUAAAAGACUUGUUUACAUUCUACUGUUCACCAGAAAAAGUGUAACUCAGUCAAUUUUGUGCGCAUUUUAUUCGUUUAUUAUUAUUUACUAAUCAACAUGAAUAGUACAUUGGAGAACGCUAAUCCGUUAAUUUAUGAACGAAUUGACCGUAGGCAAUUCACUGGAACUGAAUUGGAUGAUGAGAUAGAUGAUGAUUUUGAUCCAAGAGAGGUUUAUGAUCACAUAAGGAACAUCAAAGAUCCUGAACAUCCUCUUACAUUGGAAGAGCUUAAUGUUGUCUCUGAAUCAAAUGUUCAUGUUGAUGAGGAAAACAACUUGAUUGAAGUUCAUUUUACACCAACAAUUGAUCGAUGUUCCAUGGCCACUCUAAUUGGACUCUCUAUCAAGGUUAAGCUGAUGCGAUGUCUCCCACCAAGAUUCAAAAUCGAUGUUAAGAUCAGCAAAGGAAGCCAUUCAACUGAGGAUGCAAUUAAUAAACAGUUGAAUGAUAAAGAAAGGGUUGCUGCUGCUCUGGAGAAUCCAAGUUUGUUGCAAGUAAUCAACAUGUGCCUCAAAGAUUCAAUCUAAUUUGCAAGUUAUCUGAAUGCUGUCGUUUUAAUAAAGACGAGUCGCUGGAUCCAACUGUGCUAUUGUACCAAUUGAGAUCAAGAUUCUUCAUCGUGUUUGGAAUAAAAAUCAAAAUAUCAAAAUCUAUCUUUUUUUGUAUUUUAUGUUACCGAAUGUUUGUUUGACACAAAAAAGUCGCUUCGAAAUACAUUACGUUGUUAGAUUUUAAAAUGUAAUUCAAUAAAAAUGAUACAAUUUUUUUGUCUAUU
Tetranychus urticae (two-spotted spider mite) is the source of this 820-nucleotide messenger RNA. Its product is annotated as cytosolic iron-sulfur assembly component 2B. Lineage: Eukaryota; Metazoa; Arthropoda; Arachnida; Trombidiformes; Tetranychidae. Gene Ontology annotation, cellular component: cytosolic [4Fe-4S] assembly targeting complex. The record is from RefSeq and is a predicted model, not a curated record.